GAGCCAUUCAGAGGCAGUUGCCAGCAAUGUACAGAGUAUGGUUCAGUCAUUGCUAAGCAACAACACUUUCUUUGAUGCCAGGGUUGGAAAGAACCUAAAUGUGACCUUGGAAACAAUACAGGAGGUGCUGCAGUCAGGACGGCAGGUGGCCUGUUCCAGCCUCACUGCUCUGUGGGCUGACCUCUUUACCCAGGUAACCCUUGUGCAGGAAGACUGGCCUGCUUUGUUAUGCAACCAGAAUCAGUCCUUCCUGCUCAUAAGGCUUCAGAAAACAGUGGACCCACUCAUCACUAAAGUGUACAUGCUGAUUGACAUGAUUAAUGGAACUCAUGCACGUGAGGUGACUGCUCCCCAGAUCCUCUCUGCAUGGGAAACUCUGGAAACAUCCUAUCUGAAGUGCAUUGAGGUCAUUGGCAGGGUCACUCAGAUCCUGGGCUCGGAGUACUGGCGAGCCUGGGCUAGAAACACCAGCGCCAUAACCGCCAACUGGACUGCAAUCCUGCGGGAGAGGACACUGGAAGCAGUUGAGCAGCUGGGUUCUGAACUUCAGGCCAGCGUUCUGUGGCCCACAGUGAAACCAUACUUUGACACAGCGUACUGGAUUAUGGCUUACUCCAGUCAGCAGAACACCACUGCGCCGCCCAACUGUACUUUCAUCAAUUCAACCAUGUCCCUGGAUUGCAGCUCUGUGUUCAGCUGGAAGCAGUUUGUCCUAUUGACUGUGGAACUCUCUGAAGAAGUGGCUAAAGAUCAGACAUCUCUGCUGAGGAUACUUCAGGCAAGAAUAUUAUUUGUUCAGGACAGUUUCCGGAGUCAUGCGGCUGAGUUGCUAAGGCAGUAUUUGACCAAGCAAGCGAAUAACCAGCCCCUUAGGGAUGAAGUCCUCAAAGAGCUAAUGGGGAUGAUUGUUCAGCUGGGGGAAUCUAGCAUUGAGUUACUGGUCAACGCAACUUCACUGGAUCAUCUCAACAGCACAAUGUUGUUAAACAGCGUGCUGGAGACCUUCCACUUGCUGCCUUUGGAGGCCAUAUGGAAGGAAGUGGGUUCCAGUAGCACAGACAAUGUCAGCAGUGUUUUACAGGCAGUGGAAAACAACCAGAAGUUGUUGGCAGCUUUAAACAUGGGUCCCAUAAAUGGUACUAACCCCUCAAUCCACGAGCUGGAUUCGUGGAUUGAAAAGUGGCUGUCAGUGGGCAGCGGUCUCCGGCCGCUAACGUUCAGCAUUGCAGAAACCCUCAUCAUGUUCUCCUUGAAUCAAUCUGAACUGACCUUCUUCAAAGAAAUGCUGCAGCCCUUGUUGCAAGCUAACCUAAAUGGGUCUCAUGCCACUCCGCUUGUGCUGCAGAUUCUUGGGGUAUUCGAUCAAGCGGCCCAAUCCCGGGACGAGCCUCUGGUGCUACUGAACGGGUAUCUCAAGCAACUUCAAAAUUUCCUCAACUCUGACUUGAAACCAGAGACUCUUCUGCUAAUACAGAACCCUUACAUCCAAGCUAACAGCAGCUUCUCCCUGCUGCUCAAUUAUGACCAACAUCAAGUCGCCCUAGACAUGCUCCCUUUCCUCUCCCCUGCUGCUUUGCUGAAAUGGGUCUCUCUCGGUGCCGAUGCACCCUUGACAGUGCUGCAGCAAUUUGUUCUAGUCCUACCUGACAGCCAACAAGUGGAAUUAGGAAACACAGUCAACAGCACAGCAAGGCUAUUUGAGGCAGUGAACUUGUGCAGAAUGACUUAUUUCAACUGCACAGCUGUCAUUUACGAAACUUGGAACGUGGUUAUGCAGGCUGCAGAAGCUUUACAUGACAUCAAUAAUGACAGUUUAUCCAUUCUGGUUGGACUAGCCUCCCAUUUCAACAAUUCCAAAUUGAGUUUAAAGCUGCAGGAAAACACAUCCCUUGUUUUGACCACUGAUCUGAUUUCCAUGCUCAUUCCUCUGGGAGCAACAACAAACAGUUCUGUUCCAGCAUCUGCUGUGUACCUAACAGUAACUCAAACACUCGCCUUCCUUAAACAGGUUGUGUCAACCCCAGAUUUCAAUAUGAUCACUCUUCAGGAGGCACUGGAAACCUCAAACCUCAACAUAACUGAACUCAACAGUGUUCUCCAUGCAGCAGGUGCGCCCAGUGCAUCAGAGCUGGUUUUAGAAAUUAGCAGCAUUGUUGGCAUUCAAGAGUGCUAUAAUGUAAGACCAAAUGACUCUUUGUCCUGUACUUUGGAGCUUACAAACAAGCUGAUGGAUUUGCUUCAGCGAGUAGACUUACCAAAGGAAAUCAAAGGCAGGAUUUCAGCUGUGAAAUCCAUAUUGCAGUACUGGAUGGAAGAAUUAAACGAGAAGGGCAGUUUGCUCAGACAGCUGGAAGGCCUUUAUGAUUUUACGUCGGUGUCCUUGCAAGAUGGAUCUCUGGUUAACGGGAUCAGAACAACAGUGACCUUGAUUUCCGAUACCCUGAUGAAAAUACAAUCCAGCAUGGGACAACUUAGCAUUGAAUCCCCAGAGCAGUUUGACACUGGAGUUAAGAUAUUGGAUGAGUUCAUUCAAAUGUUUGUAAAUGGAACCAAUCCCUACAGUAUGACCACCAAGACCGCCAUUAACAGUCUGCGAUUGGAAGACAUCAGACUAUACCUGGAAAUAACAGAAUGGUACCUCAGCAAGCUGGAAAACGUAACCCUCCAAAACAACAUUUCAGGGAGUCUGUAUCCACUUUUUAGAAUUACUGAAAUGGCUUUAGCAAACGCUGUAUCUGGUAUUCAGUUGUCUUAUAGCCUGCUUUCUAUGGUGAACAUGACCAUUCUUCCUUUUGAUGUGUCAGAUCUGAGAAAGGUCCUACAGUUCUUUACCCAGACCAUCAUGCCAAAUGUGAAGAUAUUCAUGGACCUGCUCUUAAGUACUUUGCCUCAAAACAGCACAGACCCAUUCUUAAAAGAACAAUUCAGACAAUACUAUACACAACUGCUAGACCUUGCUUCAGCCUUGCUGAAACCUUUAGCUCCGGUCAACAUCUCCACUGCCUCAGUUUCUAUUGAGGACAUUGUCACCCUACUAGAAAUCAUGAGUAAAAACAAUUCUGAAUAUAACAUGGAUCCACACUUCCGUCUACUGUCAAAGGAUAUUGAAACGGCAUUGAACGUGUCUAAAUUAUUACAGGAAGGGAUACAAGUCCUCGCCACACUGGAGUCAGAAGGGGCUGCCAACCAGACUCUGUUCAAUCUGUCAAGCCAGGUGAUAACAUUUGACAAGUUAAUUGAUUAUAUACAGCCUCUCCUACCUGCUGAAAAACACCCAUACGUUGACAUGGCUAUCCGUGUUUUUGAAAUGCUUUGGGACUCUGUGAUUGUAGCCACCAAACCGGGAGAGCGCAACGCUGAAGACAUCCCAAGCUUGCUUUUAGAUGUAGCAAAGCUCCUUCUGAACAGCACGGCUCCCCUUGCAGAGCAGCUAUCUGAAGCCGUGGUCACUGACUUGUUUACUGUGCUGCAAGGCUCCAUGCAGCUGGCCCUCUCCUCCAGUGAGUCAGGCUUCCCCAAGGACAGGAACCUCACCACUGAAGUGAUUGGAAGACUCCAGAACCUUGUGAGAGCACUCUUCCCACAGCCUGCUGCUUCCAUUAUAAUACCCGUGUCAGAAGUGGUGAAAAUAUACUUUGAGACCAUCUCCCAAGAUGAUGGCCUUGACACUUGGAGUCAGAUUAUUGAGCAAGAAUUGCAUUCCUUUUUGCCAGAUGACAGUAACUGGAAUGACUACAUCAGUCUGCUUCUGAAUAUCUCAGCACUGCUGUCCCAACAAAGCCAAGAGAAUACCACGAGUCUGGGAAUCGCUGGCUAUCUCCUGGAGAGGAUCCUUGGUAGUGAAGGAAUAUCAGGCAACACAUCACUUAUCGAGGUUCUCUUUGAGCAGAUGUUGGCAGGCUGGGGGGAUGCCUCUCAUAAGAGUCCCAGCCCCCUGCUACAGACUCCGCUCCACGCUCUCGCUUCACUCUUUGCUGAUGUGGAGCAUGCUAUGGGACUGCUUAACAUCACAGAAGCUUGGGCUGAGAGAAUUCUCCCGGCUCUCAUCCAGCUAGCGAGUGGAGCCGCAGAGGAGGAUCUCGGGAAAUUGACGUCUGCUAUCCUGGAGGCAGUGUUAUCUUCGUUAAAGGAGACUCCAGCCUGGGAACCAAUGCAGGACAUUCUGUCCUUAGAACAAGCCCUCUCCAUUGUGGUUGUCCAGUCUCUCAAAGUGGAAACAGAACUCUGUAUGUAUGUGAAAGUGUUGCUGGGUAAUCUCAUCACCAGCCUUAAACGAGUCAUACAGGACAGUGGUGGCAAUUUGACUGAAUCCAUUCGACCCAUCCUACAUGCAGUGUCCCAAACCGCCAGCAUCAUUAGGGAGGAUCUGCUGUCAGGAAGAACUGUCAGCUGUGGAGACAUAAGCAGGACAUGGUCUGAUAUUAUGCAUGAUGAACUUGAACUCAACCAGACCUGGAUGGAGGAGUUCUGCAUCCAGACCUGCUUCCCGGAUGACUUGAACUCUACAGCAGGCAUUCUCAGGCAGCUUAUAAACACAACCGUCAGUGGUUUGGGAAAGGAGGACAUCAUCGACGGGAACGAGUUAACGAACGACCUGGAUACCCUUUACCAAGCAGCUCUGGGUUACUAUGAGAGCCUGAGGCACUUCUAUACAGAGAUCUCAGCAGUCAUAAUCAACAGCAGCCCUUCAGAGGACUCCAGCAUUCCUGCUCUCAUCGAUGACCUCUCUGCUCAACACAUAGUUUUGGGUGUCUCAGCUGCUCUCAACCCUUUUUUGCAGCAGGCCAGCAUGCUACCAGGGCUGAAGCAGCACAUCGAAGCAGCCUACUGGAUAUUGAAUUACACAGUGCAAAACAACUACACCGGGCAAGACAACUGUGACAACUCGUCCAUGAGCUGUAAGGGCACAGAUGAACUUGAGAUGCAUUUGGAGAAGAUGAUUGGAUUUCUGUUAGCUGUCACCAAGGAUCCAGUCCUUGCUGGCAGGGUUCUCCAGUUGCUGGCUAACACUGCAGAGCUGGUGCCACCAGAGCUUCCCUAUGCACAGCAGUUCAAGAACCUCAUGAUAAAGCUAGCUAAAGAGGCCCAAGAAGAAUUCCAUGUGCUGUCGGAAUUAAGCCAGGUUCUGCACACGAUGUUCACGACAAAUUGGGCGGCAGACAACGUCACAGUGGCUCUUGAAAACCUGAAAAUCAAGAAGGCUCAGAUGAAUACUGUGACUGGCAUUGUGUGCGAGUUGGAGAAGUUGAGCUCUGUGCAGGCUCUGUAUGAUCUGGUGCCCAUGAAUUCGGGGAUAAUGUGCCAGACUGUUUCUCCAGCCAUCCAGGCUGUUUUCUCGCUCUCCUACAGCACUCUGAACUGGAAGAGAAACCUCACCUUCAGCCCGAACACUCUGCUGGACAAUCUGUACAACUUGGCAGUCGGAGACCCCAGCAACUACAACGUGAACGCAAACUGGUCGUCUGCACUUGUGGGCAGCACGUUAAAUUUCAACACCAGUGCUUUCAACUUCCUGAACAUUACUAACACUACUGCAGCUCCUACAAAAGUGUCUGACCUGAUUCUUAACCCAGCAGCCUUCAUGUCAAAGAUUCACAAACGAACAGGAAUGCCAACGGAUGCCAUAGAUGCUCUGAUGCAGACAGUUGUUCCUGACAAUUUUUUACAGUUGCUUGCUUGGCUGAUGGAUCUGAGGCACUGCGACUCCCCAGAGAAGCUCAAUCUGACCCAGUCAGGGGAGCUGGUGUAUCGGACAUUCUGCAAGCUGGGUCCUUUGGAGCGGUACAGCUUCACGCUCAUAGUCCUUGAGCACCUGGAUUUACUUGAGUUCAUUUACAAGAUUAUACUGACCUCGGACAUGCAGAACCUCAUUGAAGCGCUGAUGCGGCUCUUCCACUUUAUAAUGGAAAAGUUUCAGAAGCUGGCCCCAGCCAUCAAGCUGUUGAUCAGCUACCUGCAACAGAUCCAGAGGCUCAACCUGGUCGUGAACUCGGAAUUCAAAGAAUUGGUUGCUGGGAAUAGGGCCACAAUGUCGAGCAAGGCCACGUUCAACACGCUUGCCGGUGCCAUGUGUUACAGGGGAUUCUUCUCCCUUUUCACAGUCUCGCAGGUCCCCAAUUUCAUGGACUCUAACCCCUCAACCCAGGGACGUCUUAAGGUGGACGAGAUCAUUAAGAAAUUUGACAUCCCCAGGAACGCAACACCCUUCUGCCUCGCAUUGUACCUGGACAUGGUGAACACCACUGGUGGAGCUGUGGCCUGGGUGUUCAUCAAGCCCAUGCUGCUGGGCAAGAUCCUGUACACCCCAGACACGCCCGAGACCAGGGCCAUCAUGGAGAAGUCUAACGUCAAAUUGCAGCAGCUGGGCGAACUUAAAAUGUAUGCCCAGGACUGGAUAGAUGCCACCAAAUUAAUCUUUGAAUAUGCCCAGAUGCUUGAAAAGAUUCUUCCACUACUUCUGCGCUCCCUACAAAACCCUUUUGUACAGCAUUUCGUUAAGUUACAAACAAACAUCAACAUGAACGACAUCUUAAACAUGCUCCAAACGUACUCAAACUUGACUAAAAUGUUGGAAGAGAACCAGAAAGUGAUGGACCAGCUGACAGUCCUCUCCCAGCUGAUGCUCAACCUGUCCUCCUGUGUGAAUUUCAACCGCAAUCAGCCGGUCAGCAGCAUAGCGGAGAUGAACGCCAUGGCCAAAGAGCUCCUCAAGACCAAGGAGCUGUACGCUAGUAUCAUUUUUAAAAUGCCUCCAAAAAGCAGUCGUCGAAAGAGGUCAGCUGGUGCUGGCAUCUCCCUGCCCGCUGAGAUGAGAUACACCAUACGCAUGGCUGUGCAGAACUCCAUGAGAACUGACAGAAUAAGAAACCCUUUCUGGACACCCGGAUCCUACGUCUCAUCCAACAAAAACCAGCGAUACAACCGUGGCUUUAUCAACCUGCAGGAGAGCAUCGACAGGGCCAUCAUUGACAUCCAAGCAGGCAGGAAGGUUGAGGAGCCAGCCGUCCAGCUACAGGCCUUCCCCUACCCCUGCUACUUCAGAGACAAUUUCCUCAACAGCAUGUCGAACAGCUUCCCGCUCGCACUCAUGGUUGCUUGGGUCCUUUUCAUCGCUGCGUUUGUCAAAAAGCUGGUUCACGAGAGAGAGCUGAGACUUCACGAGUACAUGAAGAUGAUGGGAGUGAACCCCAGCAGCCACUUCUGUGCCUGGUUCAUAGAGAGUGCCUGCUUCCUCCUCGUCACCAUCAUCAUCAUGACCAUCAUCCUGAAGGCGGGUAAGAUCUUCCCCAACAGCAACGGCUUCAUCAUUUUUCUGUUCCUGUGCGACUACGGCUUCUCCAUCCUGGCCAUGAGCUUCCUCAUCAGCGCCUUCUUCGACCGCACCAAUGUGGCCGGCCUCAGCGGCAGCCUUAUCUACAUCAUCUGCUUCUUCCCAUUCAUUGUCGUGGUGACCAUCGAGUCCAGCCUCACCUUCUCAACCAAGAGCCUCCUGUGCCUGUUUGCCCCAACUUGUUUCAGUUAUGCAGGUCAAUACAUUGGUCGCUAUGAAGGGCAGAACAUAGGAAUCCAGUGGGAUAACUCCUACAUCUCCCCAUUGUCUAAUGAUACCACCUCCUUCGGCUGGCUCUGCUGGCUGCUAUUCAUCGACUCCCUUGUCUAUUUCACCGUCGGCUGGUAUAUCCGGAAUGUCUUUCCAGGGAAGUAUGGCAUUGCCUCCCCGUGGUAUUUCCCGGUCCUGCCCUCAUUCUGGGCAGAGUGCUGUGGCUUUAACACAUGCAGAAAAGACAGUGGAAGAGGGCUCCUGUUCACCAACAUCAUGCUGCAGAGCGGGAACAUCGAUCACAAGAACAAAGGUGACGAGGGGUUUACCUCCAAGGGGGAGACUGAGCUGGAAGGCCUGCCCGUGGGCGUAUCUCUCCACGGCCUCACCAAGCUCUUUGGCCAAACUGUUGCCAUCCAGAAUCUCAACCUCAACUUCUACGAGGGCCAUGUGACCACACUGCUGGGGCACAACGGAGCGGGCAAGACCACCACCAUGUCCCUGCUGACUGGGCUGUAUAGCCCCUCGUCCGGCUCCGUCCUGGUGUAUGGGAAGGACAUGCAGACGCACAUGGAUGCUGUGCGCAGAGACAUGGGGGUGUGUAUGCAGUACGACGUCCUCUUCGAGCACCUCACUGUCAGAGAGCACCUCUUGCUGUACGGACAGAUCAAGAGCCCUGGCUGGAACAAGCAUGAACUGAACCAGCAAGUGCGCAACACCCUGAAGGAGACUGGCAUGUACGCCCAUCGGCACAAGCGCGUGGACACGCUCUCGGGUGGGAUGAAGAGGAAGCUCUCCAUCUCCAUCGCGUUCAUCGGUGGCUCUAAGACGGUGGUCUUGGAUGAGCCCACCACUGGCGUGGACCCCUGCUCCCGGAGGAGCAUCUGGGACAUCGUCAUCAGACACAAGACAGGGCGCACCAUCAUCCUGUCCACUCACCACCUGGAUGAGGCAGAGGUCCUGAGUGACCGCAUUGCCUUCCUGGAGCACGGGGGGCUCAAGUGCUGCGGAUCCCCCUUUUACCUGAAGGAGAAGCUGGGCCAGGGCUACAACCUGAUCCUUACCAGGAGGAUGCCGCCCCCUGGCUCAGAAGAUUACUGUGUCCCUGAUAUCCUCACCAGGUUCAUCCAGUCCCACAUGCCCGAGGCUCAGUUGAAGGGGAAGAUGGGGGCGGACCUGGUCUACGCCCUGCCCCCCUUCGGAGCCCAGCAUGCCGAUGCUUACCGAUCCCUCCUGAGCCAGCUAGACAGGUGCCUGGACACCCUACGGCUCAGCUGCUAUGGCAUCUCCGAAACCACUCUGGAGGAGGUCUUCCUCCAAAUGACAAAGGACAAUGAAAACAAGGACACAGCCUGGUCGAACACGCAAAUGGUGGUCCAGGUCCCCGAAGACGCCGCCAGUAGCUAUAACGUCAGUGACAGACAAGCCCUGACUGGCUCCUCCUCUCUCGGGGGGCCCCGCCUCUUCGCACAGAAGGUGGUGGGGAUGCUGUUGAAGAGGAUCCACCACUCACGAAGGGACUGGAGGGGCCUGCUUGCCCAGGUCAUACUGCCCGUGUUGUUCGUCAUCGCUGCCAUGGGGAUGGGCACCAUCAAGAAUGGGAUCCAGGAAUAUCCCGAAAUAAAUCUCUCACCUGCCUUGUACGGAUACGACAGCCAGUCUGUCUUCUUUGGGCUUAGAAACCCCAGUGCCAGUGAUCUGGUCUCUAAGAUGAUGUCAUUUCCUGGAAUAGACAACUUCUGCUUGUAUAACCCUGGGAAUGACCAAUGUCUGAAUAAAGAGGGGUCCGGAGACUGGAUUUCAAGUGGAAAAGCUCCUGUGUCAUACAAGCCAUGUGACUGCAAUACUACUGUUCAGCUCUGCCCAAGAGAUGAUUAUGUACCCCCUCAUAAAAAGGCCCCCUCCUUGCAAACAGUGUACAACCUGAGUCAAUUGAAUGUAGAAAACUACCUACUCUCUACAGCAAACAGCUUCAUCCAGAACAGGUAUGGUGGCUGGGUCUUCGGCGGUCCUCUCCCAGUUGAUCUCCGGAUGGAUUUUGACCCUGUGCCAGCAAACAGGACGUUGACAAAGGUCUGGUACAACCCUGAAGGAUACCACACGAUGCCAGCCUAUCUGAACAGCCUUGAUAACUUCAUUCUUAGGGCUAACCUGCCCCCUGGUGUGGAUCCACAGAAGUACGCUAUUUCUGUGUACAGCCAACCAUAUAAAGGAGGCAUCCUAGAUGAGGAUACUGUGGUUCACAGUCUGGUGGGCGUGCUGGUCGCCCUCUGCGUCCUCACGGGAUACUCCAUCAUGACAGCCAACUUUGUUAUUUACGAGGUCAUGGAGUAUCAGACGGGUGCCAAGCGUCUCCAGCACAUUUCUGGCGUUGGGGAGAUCUUCUAUUGGAUAGUCAACUUCAUGUAUGAUAUGACGCUGUACCUGAUCCCGGUAGCCUUGUCCAUAGCUGCCAUUGCUGCCUUCCAGCUGCCCGCCUUCAGUAAUGGACAGAACCUGGGGGCUGUGUCUCUGCUGCUGGUGCUGUUUGGCUUCGGGACGUUCCCGUGGAUGUAUCUCCUGGCUGGUACCUUCAAGAAUGCGGAGAUGGCUUUCAUCUGUUACGUCUCCAUCAACCUCUUCAUCGCCAUCAACACCAUCAUCUCCACCUCGGUGGUCUACUUCCUGUCUGAGCUGAAGAAAGACGACCUCAACAUUAAAGAGGUGUACCGUGUGAUGAGCUGCGUGUUCCUGAUCUUCCCGCAGUUCAGCUUCGGGAACGGCCUGAUGGAGCUGUCCCGCAUGCAGUUACAGGUGGAUAUUCUGGCUGUGUUCGGGAUCGACAGCUAUAAGAGCCCCUUCAGCAUGGACGUCCUCGGGUGGAUGUUUGUAUCGCUGGCCGUCCAGGGCAGCCUCUGCUUCCUGCUGAGGCUGCUGCUCAACACCUGGCUGCUGCGCAAGAUGAGGAUCUUGAUGUGCAGGAUGAGAGCAGUAAUGUUCCAUGCUCCAGAUGAGGACCCCGAUGUGAAGGCAGAGCAGGACAGAGUGGACAGCGGUCAAGCCAGCGGAGACCUGCUGCAGCUCAACAAGCUUUGCAAACUGUAUCAGAACAUCCACAAGAAAGUGCUGGCGGUCAAUAACAUCUCUGUGGGCAUCCCUGCUGGAGAGUGCUUUGGGCUGCUCGGUGUGAACGGAGCAGGGAAGACAACCACCUUUAAGAUGCUGACGGCCGAGAUCUUCCCUUCCAAUGGAAACGCACUCGUCAAGAACACGAACGGGAGCACAGUGGACAUCAUGGACGGCAGCAUGGAAGGGAUCAGUAUUGGCUACUGCCCGCAGGUGGAUGCUCUGGAUGACCUGCUGACAGGAGAGGAGCACCUGUACUACUACGCCAGGAUCCGCGGCAUUCCCAGCCAACAAAUUCACAGCGUGGUGAUGCACCUCCUUCAAAGACUGGAGCUCCUUCCUCACAAAGACAAGCCCACCUGCCAAUACAGCUGUGGCACCAAGAGGAAGCUCUCCACUGCCCUGGCUCUCAUCGGAUCCCCUCAGAUCCUACUGCUGGAUGAACCAAGCUCUGGGAUGGAUCCCAAAUCCAAACGUCAUCUCUGGAACAUCAUUUCAGAGGAACUGAAAGAGAAGUGUGCCGUGGUUCUAACCUCCCACAGCAUGGAAGAGUGCGAGGCGCUCUGCACCAGAGCGGCAAUAAUGGUGAAAGGACGAUUCAGGUGUCUUGGUUCUCUACAGCACAUCAAGAACAGAUUUGGAAGUGGCUUCACUGUGAAAAUGCAUCUCACAUCAAACAGCCUGGAAGUGGAACACAUCACCACGUUCAUGCAGUCUCACUUCCCAAGCACUUUCUUGAAGGACCACCACUCUGGCACGCUGGAGUACCAUGUCCCUGUGGCUCCGGAGGGCAUCGCUGAUAUUUUUGACCAGCUGGAGCGCAACAAAGCAUCUCUGAGCAUCAAAAACUUUUCUGUGAGCCAGACCACACUGGAUGAGGUCUUCAUUAACUUUGCCAAAGAGUCGAGCGUGGAGGAAUCUGAAGCCAGCAGUGAGCUGAGCGUUCAGUCUGUGAACGCAUAGCACAGUGAAGCGGAAGUCGUCUCUACACCCCUCAAUACAAACAAGGGAACUCAUGAUUGACUCCCUUUUUUAUGCAAUACUUGAUCACAUUUGUUAUUUUUUGACUGAAUUUUUUCUUACUGUAAUUAAUUGUUUUAAGUUGUUUAGAAAUGCUGUACCAUAUUUGAGAUUGCACUUUGGAUCCUCGUGAUGAGUACUGGGGUGCUUCAAAACAAGGCUACUGGAAAUACAUCCAUGCAUGCAGAAGCACUAUUUAAUCAACCCAAAGAAUACUAACAACAUUACUGCUCUUAUUUCCGUUAUUUACUUUGACAAUUGAAUUGCAAAGAAAGAAGCCUGAGAAUCAAUCAAUGAAUGAAUCAAUAAUACUUAUUCAGGAUAUUUUAUUUUAUUUUUUUUAAGAUGUGAUAAUUUUUCCAUUUGUAUUUCAAUUAAUUUAACCAUCUUAAACUAUAAAAAUAAUGACUGGAUAUCCCUUUUAAAAAGUUUGCUGCACUACACAAAGUUUAAUAUUGCAUUGAUGUACUACUGUGAUAGAAUGGUAAGCAGUGGAAAAGCCUGAUAAAUACAAUAUACAAUGGCAAGUUUUUAUAAGGGAGUAUAUUACUUAAUAUUCCACAUGUAUAUUGAUUUGUAGUAACAUACUGUUAUGCUUGAUUAAUUACUGCUCAGUGAUUUUUGUAAAGCUAUUUUUUCAGGGCAGAAGACCUGCAUUUAUUACCUCCUCUAGUGCAUGGGCAGUAUGGUUUAAAACGUGCCUAUGCCAUGUAUCCACACAGUCUGUUUAUCACAAACAUUAGGAAGCUGCUGCAUUGGCAAAGCACUCCUGCACAUCAAUCUUGAUAAAUGUGUUCUCAAAUAGAAUCCAGACUGGAACCUGAUUCAAACUUCCAUUCGGGAAUCCUCGCAGCACUCCAGUGUUUCAGCAUUCCCAACACCUGCUACAACCCUGCUAGUUUUGCUUGAUAUUUUUAACUAAUUAUUUAUGAUAUACUGUGACAGUUAUUGCAGAAAGUAUAUUUUAUUCAACACAAAAUAUGUAUUUUUCAAAAAGAUUUAAAUACAGUGUCAGUUAUUUGUGUGUGUCCAUAU
Molecule: messenger RNA, 12700 nt
Organism: Polyodon spathula (Mississippi paddlefish)
Lineage: Eukaryota; Metazoa; Chordata; Actinopteri; Acipenseriformes; Polyodontidae
Product: ATP-binding cassette sub-family A member 12-like
Exons: 59
Coding region: 38-11608 (3856 amino acids)
Biological process (GO): transmembrane transport; lipid transport
Cellular component (GO): membrane; intracellular membrane-bounded organelle
Molecular function (GO): lipid carrier activity; ATP binding; ABC-type transporter activity
Source: RefSeq, a predicted model, not a curated record